This is a messenger RNA of Penicillium canariense, 1845 nucleotides long. RefSeq names its product glycoside hydrolase family 47 protein. The coding region runs from base 1 to 1845 and encodes 614 amino acids. The transcript has a single exon. Gene Ontology annotation, cellular component: endoplasmic reticulum; Golgi membrane. Lineage: Eukaryota; Fungi; Ascomycota; Eurotiomycetes; Eurotiales; Aspergillaceae. Gene Ontology annotation, biological process: carbohydrate metabolic process; N-glycan processing. The record is from RefSeq and is a predicted model, not a curated record. Gene Ontology annotation, molecular function: mannosyl-oligosaccharide 1,2-alpha-mannosidase activity; calcium ion binding.
AUGAGUCGAGUCAGACGCCAAUGCCUGGGCUGCUUCCUGGCUGCCCUUGUGGUAUUCCUCCUGUACAAUCGCAACCGAUCGUGGCACGAUGCCCACGCUGAACAAGACCCAUCGGCGAUCUCACCUCCAUCCGCUCCAGACUCACCGGACGUUCACCUGCAAGAUGAGCCCACACCCGCUUUUCUAUGGUCGACCUUACCGAUUCGAUUCCCCGUCGCUUCAAUCGCAUCGAUACCGCAAGGGCACCCCCGAAAACUGCCUAAAAUUCAAUCGGGCUCUUCACGGGUAUCUCGAAUUACCCUAUGGUACCAGACAGGCCGACAAUCGGCCGUGAAGGAAGCUUUCAAGCGGUGUUGGGAGUCAUACACGUCCCUGGCAUGGCAGGCAGAUGAGCUCGCGCCAGUUAGCGGUACGUCGCGGAGCGGACUUGGUGGCUGGGGCGCAACACUCCUGGACAAUCUGGAUACACUGUGGAUCAUGGACAUGCGUAAUGAGUUUGAGAAGGCUGUGGCAGCGGUCUUGCAGAUGAACUUCGCGGACACAUCCUCGCCGGAUAUCAACACCCAAGUGGUUAGCACCCAUCACCUUGGGGGUCUAUUGGCAGCAUAUGAUCUGAGUUCCGACCAAAGAUUGCUGAAAAAGGCGAUUGAGGUCGGCGAUAUGCUGUAUGUUGCCUUUGAUACCCCCAACCGGAUGCCUAUCAUCCACUGGGACCUCCACAGAGCCGCGCGCCAGGAGGAGCAACUUGCCGAAGAAGCAGUAUCUGCUUCGGAACUGGGAUCCUUCGUUCUGGAAUUCACGCGACUGUCCCAAAUCACAGGCGACCAGAAGUAUUUUGACGCAGCACAGCAAGUCACAGCGAAGCUAGAUCGACAACAGGACUCUACCAAACUGGCUGGCAUGUGGCCCGUUGUUCUCAACGCUCGGACGGAAUCCUUCGAUGGAGAUUUAUAUACCAUGGGAGCCGAGGUUGAUGCUCUAUACAAAAUUCUGUCCAAGGCAUACGCGUUGCUCAGCGGGCAAGAACCCAUGUAUCGCAAGAUGUAUGAGAAAACUACGCGCACAGCCGCAGGACACAGCCUAUUUCGACCUAUGAAUGUCGAAGGUAGGGACAUUCUCGUCCCUGGUUCAGUACGAAUUAUGAUGACCGAGAACGGAAAGACGCGCACACACUUGGAACCUCUAGUUCAUAGUCGGGCGUGUUUUGCAGGUGGCAUGUUUGUGAUGGGUGGUGCGCUUUUCAAUAUCCCAGUCCAUCGGCAGAUCGCCCACAAGUUAGUGGAUGGUUGUAUCCGGGCUCACAAUGCUAUGCCAAUGGGUAUCAUGCCAGAAGUCUAUGAAACAGUUCCCUGCGCAUCACAGGCGACCUGUCCGUGGAACGAGUGGCAUUGGAAACAAGAAGUCUACAAAUGGACAAUCAGCCAACCGAACCCAGAUCCAAAUUUGGAUGUUGAUACAUACAUUCGGGAACAUCAUCUUCCCAAGGGCUUUAUCGCCAUCCCCGACACCCGUUACAACCUAGGGCCAGAGACUAUUGAGAGUAUAUUUAUUCUUUAUCGAAUUACCGGGCGGGAAGACCUACUCGAUGCUGCGUGGGACUUGUUCGAAAAAAUCCAGAAUGCUACCGAGACGAUCAAUGCCAACGCGGCUCUCUUGGAUGUCACAAAUGAGGGCGAACCAGCUCCCGAUGACUCUAUGGAGAGUUACUGGAUGGCGCAAACCCUCAAAUAUUUCUACCUGAUUUUCAGUUUCCCGGAUGUCCUGAGUUUAGACAAAUAUGUCUUUAACUCUGCAGGACACCCGCUGAAGAUUCCUGAACACAUGGGGCACGGCUUUGGAUUCUAG